This is a messenger RNA of Protopterus annectens (West African lungfish), 7401 nucleotides long. RefSeq names its product Rho associated coiled-coil containing protein kinase 2 (gene ROCK2). Gene Ontology annotation, biological process: positive regulation of centrosome duplication; peptidyl-threonine phosphorylation; regulation of cell junction assembly. Gene Ontology annotation, cellular component: cytoplasm; cytoskeleton. The record is from RefSeq and is a predicted model, not a curated record. NCBI's taxonomy places the organism in Eukaryota, Metazoa, Chordata, Ceratodontiformes, Protopteridae. Gene Ontology annotation, molecular function: ATP binding; small GTPase binding; Rho-dependent protein serine/threonine kinase activity.
CGAUCCUAAGACGAGGAGGCUUGUGGGUAAAGGAGGCCGGGCCAGCAGCUGUCUGUCCUCCUGUAGAACUGUUCUAUUUGCGAGUGUUGAUGUCAGCGGGGCGCUCGCGGAGAGGCGAGCCAAAGCAUCCUCAGAGACUGGAAAGAGAGGGCAGGCACUGCACUGUGCGCGGACACUCGCAGUGUCCAUUGGGCCGGGUAGAAACCGGACCCAAACAAACGGCUCAAUAUAGUAGGAUUCAAGACUAUUACAGUUGUAUUGGGUUGCUGUCUGACGUGAAGUUGAGCAGGAUUUUUAUUUUCAUUGAUGGAAAUUCGAAUCCUAGGAAGUGCCAGUACAACCGGGAAAGAGAAGAGUCUGUCAUUUCGCCCAGAGCGGGUUUCUUUGGAAAGGAAGGAGUGUGAAAACGCCCUAUUGGAAACUAAAGGACUGCUACUGAUCCCUGUAUGUCCAUUUAGAGCGCGGGAUACCCGUACUGGAUUACAACCGAGUCGAACUUUAACCUUCAGGGUUGUUGCUGAAGUGGGGUGGAGGAGGUCAACUCGGCCAUUAUCGGUGGGAGUGAGGUGUCUUUGCAUUCUUGCUGUUAUUUUUAUGACAAACUUAUCUGUAGACUUUGACUGGGGGCGGCCUUUUUUAUAGGCUUCUCUCUAGGCCCUGGGGCACAGCAGCCCCAGGGAGGGAAACUAUUGGAUAGUGCACCGGGCACACAGGGGACUUCUGUGGUUUCUCACUAACUUUUGCUUUUGCGUGAAACUUGGAAGUCAUUGUAGCUGUAGCCGUCAACAUGUCGGCAACUACAGUGGAAACGAUGGAAAGCCGGCAAAGGAAACUGGAAGCCAUGAUCAAGGAUCCGAGGUCUGCGCUCAAUAUCGAAAGUUUAUUGGAUGGCUUCAAUUCCUUGGUUCUAGAUUUGGACUUUCCUCUACUAAGGAAAAACAAGAACAUAGACAACUUCUUAAAUAGAUUUGAAAAGACAGUUGCGAAAGCCCGAGAAAUGCAGAUGAAGGUGGAGGAUUAUGAAUUUGUAAAGGUGAUUGGAAGAGGAGCUUUUGGAGAAGUUCAGCUGGUUCGACACAAGACAACACAGAAAGCCUAUGCAAUGAAGCUUUUGAGCAAGUUUGAAAUGAUCAAACGGUCAGAUUCUGCUUUCUUCUGGGAAGAAAGAAAUAUUAUGGCCUUUGCCAACAGUCCAUGGGUUGUGCAGCUAUACAGUGCCUUCCAAGAUGAGCGAUAUCUUUACAUGGUAAUGGAAUACAUGCCUGGAGGGGACCUUGUAAACCUUAUGAGUAACUAUGAAGUACCUGAAAAAUGGGCAAAAUUCUACACAGCUGAAGUUGUACUUGCUCUGGAUGCUAUCCAUUCAUUGGGUUUAAUACAUCGUGAUGUGAAGCCUGAUAAUAUGCUGCUAGACAAACACGGGCACUUAAAAUUAGCUGAUUUUGGCACGUGCAUGAAAAUGGAUAAGACUGGGAUGGUACGGUGCGAUACAGCUGUAGGGACCCCUGAUUAUAUAUCACCAGAAGUUUUAAAAUCACAAGGAGGAGAUGGCUGUUAUGGACGAGAGUGCGAUUGGUGGUCUGUUGGUGUCUUCCUUUAUGAAAUGUUAGUUGGUGACACACCAUUUUAUGCAGACUCUUUAGUGGGAACGUAUAGUAAAAUUAUGGACCACAAGAACUCACUCAAUUUUCCAGAUGAUAUUGAAAUUUCAAAGCAAGCCAAAGAUCUAAUAUGUGCCUUCUUAACUGAAAGGGAUGUACGACUUGGGAGAAAUGGAGUUGGAGAAAUUAAGCAACAUCCUUUUUUUAAAAAUGACCAGUGGACAUGGGAUAAUAUACGUGAAACUGCUGCCCCUGUUGUGCCUGAACUGUCCAGUGACAUAGACAGCAGUAAUUUUGAUGAAAUAGAGGAUGACAAGGGAGAGGUGGAAACAUUUCCUGUUCCUAAAGCCUUUGUGGGAAACCAGCUGCCAUUCAUAGGAUUUACUUACUACAGAGAUGACAGAUGAAUUCCAGAAAGAACUUGGAAUCCACAGUUAGACAGCUGGAAAGAGAAAAGGCUCUUCUUCAGCAUAAGCAUGCAGAAUAUCAACGGAAAGCUGAAAAUGAGGCAGAAAAGAAACGUAGUCUUGAAAAUGAUGUUAACACCUUGAAGGAUCAGCUUGAGGAUUUGAAAAAAAGAAAUCACAAUUCGCAAAUAUCUAAUGAAAAAAUUAAUCAACUCCAACGACAGCUGGAUGAAGCCAAUUCGCUUUUGCGCACAGAAUCUGAUACUGCUGCCAGACUAAGAAAAAUUCAGACUGAGAUGUCAAAGCAGAUUCAACAGCUGGAAGCUAAUAGCAGGGAACUACAAGACAAAAACUGUUUGCUGGAAAAUGCUAAGCUUAAACUUGAAAAGGACUUCAGCAAUUUGCAGUCAGCUCUUGAAUCAGAACGACGAGAUCGUAGCCACGGCUCUGAACUGAUAAAUGACUUACAAUUCAGAAUUUCUGGCUUGGAGGAAGAACUUAAAAAUAUGAAAAGUUCAAUAUCCAAAGUGGAGCUGGAAAAGCGGAAGCUGCAGGAAAAACUCUCAGAAUUAGAAAAGGAGAAAAACAGCACAGAGAUAGACAUGACCUAUAAACUGAAAGCACUUCAGCAGAGUCUGGAACAGGAAGAAGCAGAACAUAAAGCUACCAAAGCACGAUUAGCAGACAAAAACAAGAUCUAUGAAUCCAUUGAGGAAGCAAAGUCAGAGGCUAUGAAGGAGAUGGAGAAGUUGUUAUACGAUGAAAGAACAUCAAAGCAGAAAGUAGAAAACUAUUUGCUGGAAGCUGAAAAGAAGUGUUCUAUGUUGGACUGUGACCUCAAACAGUCCCAGCAGAAAAUAGAUGAACUGAUUAAGCAAAAGGAAAUGCUAAAUGAAGAUGUUAAAAAUCUGUCUUUAAAAAUAGAACAAGAAACACAAAAGCGCUGCCUUACUCAAAAUGACCUAAAAAUGCAGACACAACAAGUAAACUCAUUAAAAAUGUCAGAGAAGCAGCUAAAACAAGAAAUCAAUCACCUUUUGGAGUUGAAACAGAACCUGGAGAAGCAGAACAGUGAACUUCGAAAAGAACGUCAGGAUGCAGAUGGACAAAUGAAAGAGCUUCAGGAUCAGCUGGAAGCUGAGCAGUACUUCUCUACGCUGUACAAGACCCAAGUUCGAGAAUUAAAAGAAGAAUGUGAAGAAAAGAAUAAGCUGUGCAAAGAGAUGCAACAGAAGAUUCAAGAGUUGCAGGAUGAGAGAGAUUCUUUGGCUGCUCAGCUUGAAAUCACACUAACAAAGGCAGAUUCAGAGCAGUUAGCUCGCUCUAUUGCUGAGGAGCAGUACUCUGAUUUGGAAAAAGAGAAGAUAAUGAAGGAACUUGAAAUCAAAGAGAUGAUGGCAAGGCAUAAACAGGAGCUUGCAGAAAAAGAUGUUACCAUUGCAUCUCUGGAAGAGACCAACAGGACACUGACUAGUGAUGUUGCUAAUCUUGCUAAUGAGAAGGAAGAGCUGAAUAACAGACUGAAAGAAGUUCAGGAACAAAUCCAGAAGAUUAAUGAAGAAGUAGGAGGUAUAACAGUUAUUAAGGCGCAAUUUGAAAAGCAACUGCUCACUGAGAGAACUUUGAAAACUCAGGCAGUCAAUAAGCUGGCAGAGAUUAUGAAUCGUAAAGAUCCAGUUGCUGGUCGACGUGGAAAUGAUACUGAUGUACGUCGAAAGGAAAAGGAGAACAGGAAACUACAACUGGAGCUAAAAUCAGAGAGGGAGAAGUUAACACAGAUGAUGAUCAAAUAUCAGCGGGAGUUGAAUGACAUGCAAGCGCAAAUAUCUGAAGAAAGUCAGUUAAGGAUUGAACUGCAGAUGGCACUAGACAGCAAAGACAGUGACAUCGAACAGCUCCGGUCACAGCUUCAGACAAUACAUAUUGGGCUUGAUACUACCAGUAUUGGCAGUGGACCAGGAGAUGCUGACAUAGAUGACGGAUUUCCUGUUCAUAUUACUCAGUCACACACAUCGGAAUCCUUAUCAUUUUCCUAUAAGCGCUCUUCUACUACUGUCAGCAUUGCCACUAAGCCCUCCCUUUCACCCCAUGAUUCUGAUUUGGACUCUGAAGACGAAACAAUUUGCUCAGAUGAACCUUCAGAGACUGAUAAGAAUACAGAAUCAAGACUAGAAGGGUGGCUUUCUGUGCCACUGCGGAACAACACUAAGAAGUUUGGAUGGGUUAGAAAGUACGUUGUUGUGAGCAGCAAGAAAAUACUGUUUUAUGACAGUGAGCAAGACAAAGAGCUGUCAAAUCCGUUCAUGGUUUUGGAUAUUGACAAAUUGUACCAUGUACGCCCUGUCACACAGACUGAUGUAUGUCGAGCAGAUCCUAAAGAGAUCCCUAGGAUAUUCCAGAUUUUAUAUGCUAAUGAAGGAGAGAGCAAGAAAGAACAAGAAUUCCCAGUCGAACCUGUACCUAUUGGAGCUACCUACAUUUCUCAUAAAGGACAUGAGUUUAUUCCAACACUGUAUCACUUUCCAACCAACUGUGAGGCUUGCAUGAAGACAUUGUGGCAUAUGUUUAAACCCCCACCUGCUCUUGAAUGCCGACGGUGCCAUAUCAAGUGUCACAAAGAUCAUGUGGACAAAAAAGAAGAAGUGAUAGCACCCUGUCGGGUAAAUUAUGAUAUUUCAAUGGCGAAGAACCUGCUUGUAUUGGCCAACAGUAUGGAUGAUCAGCAGAAGUGGGUGAGUCGGUUAGUAAAAAAGAUACCAAAGAAGCCACCUGCGCCAGAUCCUUUUGCAAGAUCUUCUCCUAGAGCUUCCAUGAAGGUACAGCCAAACCAGUCAAUGAGGCGACCAAGUAGACAGCUUCCUGCAAACAAACCAAGAUUACUUGAUAUGGCCUUUAAAGACUGGGAUUGGUCAGUUGAUGAUAUUGGUGAUGAUGAUGAUGAUGAUGAAGAUGUUUUUGAUUUCUGAUGAAGUUAGAAAAUUAUUGCUAGUUUCAUUCUGCAGAUUCAGCCAUCACAGUGACAGGUUUCUUCCGUAUUAAAGACUGAAAAAUAUCCUGCCAGUUUGCUUGUCAGAGAUUCAGUAAGAAAGGUUUGCAAAUCAUUCAGUGUAAAAUCUAAUCCUGAGGUUUGCCGUAUUCUUUCAGAAUUAUUAACUGAUUGUGGCUUGACCUGAACUAAGGAUGCUUGUGGCAUUUUUAUGUUUCUUUCACAAAACCUCUGCAAACGUUUACACUAAAUUAGUCUGAAUCAUUGGGAAACAUGCUGUCAUGGAUUAUGGACUUGCAGGCCAGCAUGUAGCCCUUGAAGAGUGAAAACAACAGGGCACAGAGCAGUGGAGCUUUGCAAAAUGCCAUGGAAGGAGCUGUAAAAGAGGACGAAGCAUGAAAAGUCGCAAAUUCUUUAUGAGUGGAUACUGUAAUCUUGCAAGUGAAAAUGUAUCACAGUUUGUUUUAUACAUAUUUGUAUCUGCAGAAAAAAAUAUGCACUUGGCACAGAAUAUGGCCAGGUAUCUUUAUCUUGGAAGAUUAUCACAUUUGCAGUUUGCACUGGUCUACAGCCAUAGUGGUUGAUAGGUAAUAUGGUUUAAGCAUAUUGUAUGCAGCCAGGUAUAUUUUAUAUUGAUAUAUACUGUGCAUGUGUGUGUUUUAUAUCAUAUACAUACACAUAUUCAGUAUACAUAUCUGUAUGUGUGUAAAUAUAGUUACACAUAUGUGUGGGUAUGUUAGUGAUACCGAAAAGCACAUAAUUUUCUGAAGAUGGAUAGCUCAGACAAGGAUAGUACGUUAUGUCACACAAAGUUGGUCACAUUGUAUCAGAACUACUGUUUUUUUUUUUUUAGGACUGUGAGACUUUGAGUGCAGCACACUGACAUUUGCCCAAAGUUGUAGUCAUAUCAGAGGAAGGGUGUUUUAAUUUGAAGGUCUGUUUGAGAGACAAGAGGCAGUGCACCACAUGGGAUACUUUAAGAGACCAGAGAGUUCCUGUUGGGUUUUACAGGGCAUUUCAUUGUUAUUGUGUGUGUGUGUGUGUGUGUGUGUGUGUGUGUGUGUGUGUGUGUGUGUGUGUGUGUGUGUGUGUGUGUGAUGGGGCUGAGUGAAUUAUGCUUUAUCAAAUUGCCCUAAGUCCCUGUAAAUGCAUACACUUGCAUGUUUCUCUUCAUAUAUUUGUGUAAACAUGUACAUGUGUAUGCACAUAUAUGUGUGUGUGUAUGUUUACAUAUCAGAAAUACAUUUAUGUACAUGUAUACAUACACACACACUUGUAUGGCUGACAUUCAUAAUACAGAUAAGUCCAAAUAUCGAAACCUUUUUAAUGCAGAGGGCAAGGCCCCACACACGCACACACCCUGCUAAUUGUCUAUACAAACUCUAGGAUUACACAACAGUUGGGGAAAGGCAAUUUCCCUUUUUCAGUAUUUUGAGUUUUCAACAUUAUGACUUUCAGUCUUUUGACUUUUCAGUCAAAUGAGUGGCACAUACAUAUGUAUGUGUUUGUGUAAGUGCACACACACAUGCACACAUAUAGACAACAAAAAACGUGAAUGAUUUCAGUGUCUUCUUUGAAUGGAAAUGAUUUCCUGUAGUGCAUACAAGUCAAUUCACCAUACGUCACCACUGGCUGACCUAAUACAUUGUCUAGAUGCCUUAAUUUAAACUAAGGUAUUUUACUAUUCCAUUAAUUUAGAUAUAAAGGAAUUUAAAUGUAGAUUUGCUUUCAGUAAAGAAAGUGUGCACUAUUUUUUACAUAUAAUUGCAUCUGUUGAUGGUCUAUUUUUGAAUGUAUGUGUAUAGAAAAAGUAUAUUGCAAAACGGAUUGGAUAAAUUAAAUCUUGGAAAUCUUUGGACUAAUGUGUUUCAUAUAUAAAGGUAAUGACCCAUUCAGUUUUUUUUAUUUACACCUCAAUAUAAAAUAUAGCAGUGUAUCACCCUCACUAAGUGCUAUAAAAGUUUUUUUUUUUUUUUCCUUGAGUUUCUGUAUUUUGCAAAAUGUGUAUUUUUAUUUGUAAACAGGGCAUCUGUGAUUAUUUUUACUACAUUGGUCUUGUGCACAGUUAUAACGAACUUCACAAUCUCUUAAAAGGUCAAAACCAUACUGUAGGUGUAUUUUAAAUAUUUUCUUAUAAAGUUAUUAGCAGAUGGCUGCAUAAUGUAGACAGGUACCAGUAGUAUAAUUUGAAUACUCCCUAGCAGGUUAAAAAGAAAAUUAAAUCUUGGGGAGGGGUAUAUACAUUGAAACAUAUUUUAUAGGCAGCAUACAAUAAUAUAUGUAAUUUAUAUUGGGCUUUUUCAUGUUUUAUUUAAAAAAAGAUGCUAUCUUGAAAGAAAUGCAUGUUUUAUACAACUACAGUAUGCCGAAUAAUGUAAAACAUAUUGACAAUAAAAGAAGGAAAUGA